GGCACUGUUUUCUUCACUUGUGUGCAUAGGAUCAACUCUGGUCCUCCAGAGUGUCUGCGUUCGCAGCGUGGUGUCCUGAUCUCAUUCCGGCACUCCUCGUCUGUCCUAUCUGACUGCCUCCCUCUUCCUCCUCACUAGUACACUUUAGGGUGGUGAGAAGAUCGCAUCUCCUCGUACUAUCGUUGUGGUAGAGCAACUCGAACAUCGUCUAUCCCGCAACACGUUUCACAACUCAUUCUGACCGAUGACCGGUUCCCAGUCUCCUUCUUUUCAUGUUCAUUUUCAUAUCAAUACUUUCCAUCAUGUUCAUUUUGCAUCUGAAGCUCCAAAAACAAAUUAUACACCUAACAAAAAAUAUCAAGUACUAUCGCCCUUGCAGUACAACCAGUUGCAUUUAUACGAAUCGGAGAAAUUCAUUCUCCGAAACGUGAAAAAUGAAAACUGUCAAACGGAUUCAGAGACCGCAGCACACUUCUGUCAUGCAUGAAAUUUUGCAACUAGUGUAGUACGAGCUAAUUCGAUACUUUUACACUGGAUAUCCCGUAGUUGCCCCCAAACCCGCUCAUUGUGCUGUGCAACCCGAAGUUCUUCGGUUUGAACUUAAACGGCUUCAUGUGCUU
This is a messenger RNA of Amoebophrya sp. A120, 620 nucleotides long. NCBI's taxonomy places the organism in Eukaryota, Dinophyceae, Syndiniales, Amoebophryaceae. The record is from the annotation of a GenBank genome assembly.